Molecule: messenger RNA, 2701 nt
Organism: Lolium rigidum
Lineage: Eukaryota; Viridiplantae; Streptophyta; Magnoliopsida; Poales; Poaceae
Product: protein FAR1-RELATED SEQUENCE 7-like
Exons: 4
Coding region: 361-2457 (698 amino acids)
Biological process (GO): regulation of DNA-templated transcription
Molecular function (GO): zinc ion binding
Source: RefSeq, a predicted model, not a curated record
AGAAAACAGAAAUGGAAAUUCGUGUGAACUGUGCAUCGCCCCCAAAUCCAUCGUCCUUGAUGUUGAAAGCUUAGCUAGGGUUAGCAAGUCUCACGGGCCUAUUACGCCAGCAAGAUGCACAGACCGGCGAAGAGGUGCUCUCCGCCGUAGGAGCUCCCGCGACAAGCUGAAAUUGGCGUGCGCUUUGAAGUCUUUGUGCGCGGCGGCGCCAUUGCGACGGAGGAUCGGGAGCGACGGCCGCGGUUUUGCAGCUUCGGGGAAGGUGGACGCCUUCGUCGCCCAUCUGCCGAUCAGCCGGGGCAGAACGCUAAGAUCAGGUAGAUUGUGAAGGGCAGUGUUUGCUUAUACUGUUGGUCUAGAAUGGCAUUGGCACUUGACCCCGGCACCAACAGCACUUUCAAGGGUGUCACAGUGCAAGGCGCACAGGAUGGAGAUUGUUGCAUUACACCAAAGAGAAAGAGUAGCCUGGCAUUUUGUGAGUCGACUUAUGAGCUUAAGUGCGCAGAAAGUUCACAACCAAGAAUUGGCAUGGAAUUUGAUAGCUGGGAGGAUGGUAAGGCAUUCUAUGAACAGUAUGCUCAUGAGGUGGGUUUUUCGGUUCGAACAUACACACAACACAAAGGGGAAGGUGGUGUACCGGUGUGGAAGCGUUUCGUUUGUGCAAGGGAAGGCUGGAGGAAAAAGAAAGAUAUUAUUGUAAAUGGUCAAGUUAAGAAGCCUAAAAGGAAUGUCAAGCUUACUAGGUGUGGUUGUGAGGCCAUGAUUGGGUUCAAGAGAAGAGAUGACGGCAAGUAUGAGGUUGCCCGGUUUGUUGAGGCACACAAACAUCUUCUGGUCUCCCCAAGGAAGAAACAAUUCUUAAAAUCAAAUGUAGAAGUUGAUACGAGGAGGAGGCGUCAAAAUGCAUCGACGAAGCGAGAUUUGCGAAGCAACUACCAUGAGUUCAAGGUAAUAGUUGAAGAUACGGAUGCACAAACAAUUAUUGAUACUAUGAGAAGUAAGCAAAGGAUCGAUCCAUCUUUCUUCUUUGAUUACCAAAUAGAUGACAAGAACAAGCUGGCACAUAUUUUCUGGGCGGAUAGUACCUCUAGAAAGAACUAUGCACUAUUUGGGGAUGUAGUUUUCUUUGAUUCAACAUACCGUACCAAUCGUGAUGACCUAGUAUUUGCCCCUUUCACUGGAGUGAACCACCACAAUUCUUCUGUUACAUUUGGUGCUGCAUUUAUUGCAAAUGAGAAGAUUGAGUCAUACACAUGGUUGUUCAGAACAUUUCUGGAAGCAAUGGGAGGGGUUGCACCUAAACUAAUCAUUACCAAUGAGGACCUAUACGUGAAAUCUGCAAUUAGAGAUGCAUGUCCGAAUACUGUACAUAGGCUCUGUAUGUGGCAUAUCCUGAAUGAGCUACCAGUGAAAGUUGGUUGCGUUGAAAACAGCAAUGAGGAUCUUCAGAGUCAGCUCAGAGCAUGUGUGGAGAGGUCGGAGACUGCAGAUGAGUUUGACAGAAAGUGGUCUUCAGUAGUUUCAAUUUUUGGCCUAGAAAAUAACGCAUGGUUGACUAGUAGGUUUGAGAUUCGUCAAUCAUGGGUACCUGCGUACUUUCUAGGCACAUACCUUAGUGGAAUAUCUAAGAUUGCAUCGAGACCUGAGGGUGAGGGCACUUUCUUUGGUCACAUUAGCAACCGACGGCUCCCUAUGCUAGAGCUUUGGAUAAGAUUGGAAACUGAUUUAGGGGAACAGCGUCUAAAAGAGUUGCAGGAUGAUAACACCACACUUCAUACGCUCCCUGUAUUUGAGACAAGUUGGAGCAUUGAGAUGAAUGCUAGGGAUGUCUAUACUCAUGCAAUAUUUAACCUGUUUCAAGCUGAGGUGAUUUCUGCUAGGGACGAGUGUGAUGUACAAAAUAUAGAGCUAACUGGUGAAGUAAGAACCACGAGUAUUAGUGAUGGAAGUGGCAAGAUUAGAGAAGUGACCUACAACAGAUGUACUAAAGUCGCAGAAUGUUCAUGCAAAUUGUUUGAAUCUGUGGGAAUUCCGUGUUCUCACAUCGUCAUUGUUCUUAAGAGGGAAAAAUUCAGUGAAAUUCCUGCACAUUAUGUACUGGAAAGGUGGACUAAACUGGCUACACGAAAGGCAGUCCUCAAUGCCAAUGGCCAUGUCCUAGAAGGGCCGCGUACAUACCUUCCACCUGCCAUCAAUCAGUUAUGCUCCGAGACCUGCUCCAAGUUCAAUACAGGCUUGAUCGCCGCUAGACAGUGUGAGGAGAAAAUGAAAUAUCUGCACAGGGCUGUUGAUGAUGCUGUUGACCAUGUGGUUAAAAUGGGACAAGCCAGUGAUCAUAGUAAGGUUCAGGAGGUUGAGUCAUUUGCUGGAAUAACAUUUUCAGAAGAUAUCAACGUUCAUCCACCUGAUACAGCGGGCACACAGCAAAAUGACAGUAGGCUUUGGUGGGGUUUGUAGAAGUCAACCACCCAGUAAAGGAAGUUGUGCUGUUGAUUUUCAGGCAUAACUUUGAUGCAAUCGCGUGUCUAUGUAGGUUAAAGAGCACCAAGAAGGCGGAUAAGUAGCCAGGAGACCUGGAACAAGGCUCAUUUUGCAGAAGUGGUUGCGCUACUUGAUCGCUGUCAAUACUGAGUAGUGAGUACUUGUGUCCAAAAGUUUUGUAGCCACUGUUCUGAUGCUGUUUCCUGUAACUCCCGGUUCU